AUGCUAAAAUAUUGGUUCAAGACUCCUAGUCUGCAGACUACAUCAAGUCAACAGCGUGCAAAGCAGGUCACACAACGUCAACGUAGACUGCAGGGUGUUCAGUCUCUUCCUACACCAUCAUCACCAGACAAGUCUACAAUGGGUCUGAAGCUCGAAAUCCCUCAGCGAGACAUCUCCAAAGAGGAAGAGCGCAGGCUCAAGUUCCGAAAAGCCGCUGCAAAACGCUGGGUACCCAAUCUUCAAAGGCCGCCGCCUCAGCUAAAAGAGAUCAACGCUGCCUACAACAAUAAGCUUAUGAGGCAUUACACCGACGGAACUGCAGCACCGUCAGACAACAUCAUCAGACCGCCAAUCAGCAGGUCCGCCCGUGUCGACGCUUUACUCGCGACGCUCCCACUUCAACCGGCACAAAAGCUGCCAAAGUCACUCAGUCAAAUACAAGCCGAGCACCGCGAACAAGUCAGAAUUGAGGCACUUUUGGAGCCAAACAGGAAGAUCACAGAAAGUGCGUACGCCAAAGAAUUAGCGAGGGAAGCUUUCUCGUCAAAUGGAAAACCUCGUGACCGCAAAAGUCUCAAGCGCAAGUCCAUGGCUGAUUCGGAUCUGAAAGUCGAGAUCAUCCAGAAGGGACGUCAAGGCAAAGAUAAAGACUUUGCCUGA
Alternaria viburni is the source of this 660-nucleotide messenger RNA. RefSeq lists its product as uncharacterized. NCBI's taxonomy places the organism in Eukaryota, Fungi, Ascomycota, Dothideomycetes, Pleosporales, Pleosporaceae. The coding region runs from base 1 to 660 and encodes 219 amino acids. The transcript has 2 exons. The record is from RefSeq and is a predicted model, not a curated record.